AUGUCGUCCAACCGCACGCAGAACCCGCACGGCCUGAAGCAGAUCGGCCUGGACCAGAUCUGGGACGACCUGCGGGCCGGCAUCCAGCAGGUGUACACCAGACAGAGCAUGGCCAAGUCCAGAUACAUGGAACUCUACACGCACGUGUACAACUACUGCACCAGCGUGCACCAGUCCAGCCAGGGCAGGGGCUCGGCGCCCCCCACCAAGCCCUCUAAAAAAACCAACACUCCCGGCGGAGCCCAAUUCGUGGGCCUGGAGCUCUACAAGAGGCUGAAGGAGUUCCUGAAGAACUACCUGACCAGCCUGCUCAAGGACGGCGAAGACCUGAUGGACGAAUGCGUUCUCAAGUUCUACACUCAGCAGUGGGAGGAUUACCGCUUCUCCAGCAAGGUCCUCAACGGCAUCUGCGCCUACCUCAACCGCCACUGGGUCCGGCGGGAGUGCGACGAGGGACGCAAGGGCAUCUACGAAAUUUACUCGCUGGCCCUGGUCACCUGGAGGGAGUGUUUGUUCAGACCCCUCAACAAACAGGUGACGAACGCCGUGCUGAAGCUCAUCGAGCGCGAGAGGAACGGCGAGACCAUCAACACCCGCCUCAUCAGCGGCGUGGUCCAGUCUUACGUGGAACUGGGCCUGAACGAGGAAGACGCCUUCGCCAAAGGCCCCACGCUGUCCGUCUACAAAGAGUACUUUGAGUGCCAGUUCCUGACGGACACGGAACGUUUCUACACGCGCGAGAGCACAGAGUUCCUCCAGCAGAACCCGGUCACCGAGUACAUGAAGAAGGCGGAGGCGCGGCUGCUGGAGGAGCAGCGGCGCGUGCAGGUCUACCUCCACGAGUCCACGCAGGACGAGCUGGCCAGGAAGUGCGAGCAGGUCCUCAUCGAGAAGCACCUGGAGAUCUUUCACACGGAGUUCCAGAACCUCCUGGACGCCGACAAGAACGAAGACUUGGGUCGCAUGUACAACCUGGUGUCGCGCAUCACGGACGGCCUGGGAGAGCUGAAGAAGCUCCUGGAAACCCACAUCCACAACCAAGGCCUGGCCGCCAUAGAGAAGUGCGGCGAAGCGGCGCUCAAUGACCCCAAAGUGUACGUGCAGACCACGCUGGACGUGCACAAGAAGUACAACGCCUUGGUCAUGUCGGCCUUCAACAACGACGCCGGUUUCGUGGCGGCCCUGGACAAGGCGUGCGGCCGCUUCAUCAACAACAACGCCGUCACCAGGAUGGCGCAGUCGUCCAGCAAGUCGCCGGAGCUGCUCGCCCGAUACUGCGACUCGCUGCUCAAGAAAAGCUCCAAGAACCCCGAAGAGGCGGAGCUAGAGGACACGCUUAACCAAGUGAUGGUGGUGUUCAAGUACAUCGAAGACAAAGACGUUUUCCAGAAGUUUUAUGCCAAGAUGCUGGCCAAGCGUUUAGUCCACCAGAACAGCGCCAGCGACGACGCCGAGGCCAGCAUGAUCUCCAAGCUCAAGCAAGCAUGCGGCUUCGAGUACACGUCCAAACUCCAGAGGAUGUUCCAGGACAUCGGUGUCAGCAAGGACCUCAAUGAGCAGUUCAAGAAGCACCUCACCAACUCGGAACCCCUCGACCUGGACUUUAGUAUUCAGGUCCUGAGUUCUGGCUCGUGGCCUUUCCAGCAGUCCUGUACCUUUGCGCUCCCUUCGGAGCUGGAGAGGAGCUACCAGCGCUUCACGGCAUUCUACGCCAGCAGACACAGCGGCAGGAAGCUGACGUGGCUCUACCACCUGUCCAAAGGCGAGCUGGUGGCCAACUGCUUCAAGAACAGGUACACGCUGCAGGCGUCCACCUUCCAGAUGGCCAUCUUGCUACAGUACAACACGGAGGACAGCUACACCGUGCAGCAGCUCUCGGACAGCACGCAGAUCAAAACGGACAUCCUCAUUCAAGUUCUGCAGAUCUUGCUCAAGUCCAAACUGCUGGUUCUGGAAGACGAGGGCGCCAACGUUGACGAGGUGGACUUCAAGGCGGACACGGUCAUCAAACUGUUCCUGGGUUACAAAAAUAAAAAGUUGCGCGUGAACAUCAACGUGCCCAUGAAGACGGAGCAGAAGCAAGAGCAAGAGACCACGCACAAGAACAUCGAGGAGGACCGCAAGCUCCUCAUUCAGGCGGCCAUCGUGAGGAUCAUGAAGAUGAGGAAGGUCCUGAAGCAUCAGCAGCUGCUGGCCGAGGUCCUCAACCAGCUAUCAUCUCGGUUCAAACCCCGCGUGCCCGUCAUCAAGAAAUGCAUCGACAUCCUGAUAGAAAAGGAGUACCUAGAGCGAGUGGAUGGCGAGAAGGACACUUACAGCUACCUGGCAUAA
Nerophis lumbriciformis (worm pipefish) is the source of this 2331-nucleotide messenger RNA. Lineage: Eukaryota; Metazoa; Chordata; Actinopteri; Syngnathiformes; Syngnathidae. The record is from RefSeq and is a predicted model, not a curated record.